UUGCAUGGUACUUUUCGCUGCCUUCUUUUGUUUCUUCACUUUAGCCGAAAAUGGUGAAGACUUAUAUACUCGCUCCUAACUGGACUACGGCCCCGCCGCCGGAUGGGCCCAUCAAACUUGGCCAUCUCCUGGAUGAUCUGACAGAAUUUGUACCUGUCAAUCGCCGCGGGAUUGUCGACAUACCCACAGAGCUUCUCAACAAGGUUGACAUCAAAGAAGGAUUCCAAUCAACCCGCAGCAGACUCGUGUCGGGCGAGCUUGGCUUGUUUGCCAAGGUGAUUGGGCUUGUUGGUGUCGGCGCAGGGGCUGGCAUUUACUACAAAAAGGACAGCAACGACAUACUCUCUUGCAAGACACUGGAAACCAUGACAUUCGAUCCCACGGCAGAAUACAUCGCGGAAAGCAUGGAGCUGCCUGAAGUUGCCAGAUACAUGAAGGGCUGUCAGUUUCGAGAGCCUCUGUAUAUGAUAACCGGGUUCAAGAUAGGUCGGGGUGGCAGUUUGCAGAGUAGCAACAGUCAGAACAGAAAUCUGAAGCUGAUUGGUGGCCUCAAUCCGCCCGGAAGCCCCAUCAAUAUCGAGGGCAACGUUGGAUUUGUCAGAGAAGAGACAGAGAGCGAAGCUUGGGAAGGAUCUACUGACUUCGUCGUAGCCUUUCGCGUCAGGAAGAUUUGGUAUCAGAAGUGGGACAUCAGGAACAAAGCUCACAACAAGAACGUGAUAAUGCAGGGUGGGGCACAGUCUGAGACGGUUCCGGACAUGAAUCUUCAGACUAGUGAGAACGUUCAGGGGGAAGAAAUAUCACAGGAAGUGGAGCUGAUGACGGGCCAAAAUGAUGAUGGCGAGGAAGGGGCGAGUUGGAUUCUUCCUAUUCCUGCCUAGA
Messenger RNA from Colletotrichum destructivum, 882 nucleotides. RefSeq lists its product as uncharacterized. The record is from RefSeq and is a predicted model, not a curated record. Bases 51 to 881 code for a protein of 276 amino acids. NCBI's taxonomy places the organism in Eukaryota, Fungi, Ascomycota, Sordariomycetes, Glomerellales, Glomerellaceae. The transcript has a single exon.